AUGGAUUACCUCCUCUUAAGAUCCAAUACAUGUGGAACUAUGGAGGAAUUAACCAGAGUCUUUCCUUGGAUUAUUUGGUAUAUAUGGAAAGCCCGGAAUGAAAAACUGUUUAAUGGACGUGAAUUCUCACCUAUGGACACAAUUGAUCUGGCGAUACGUGAAUGUAAUGCAUGGUUUUUGGCCAAUGAAGUGAUCGACCCAGGUGAAAGCACCAUGGAAUGCAUACCAAGAACCCCCACUGAGCGUUACUGCAAUUAUUUUGUUACUGACUCUCAAGAGCUAGUCAAAAUGAUCGCUACACCUGAAGACUGGCCGGCCUUUGCAACUGAACUUGACGAGUUUAAAACUGUAUGGGCGUCCUACCAAGAUGGACAAGUGGUCUACAAGAGCAGAUCCAGUAACACCAAAGCAGACUUCCUGGCAAGACAAGCUCGAACAAGGAAGCGUGUUUUCUCAUAUGUUAACACGUGUGUGCCACACUGGAUCGAUACUCGCAACUCGGCUUUUGCCGAUUCGUACUAA
Brassica rapa (field mustard) is the source of this 522-nucleotide messenger RNA. RefSeq lists its product as uncharacterized. The record is from RefSeq and is a predicted model, not a curated record. NCBI's taxonomy places the organism in Eukaryota, Viridiplantae, Streptophyta, Magnoliopsida, Brassicales, Brassicaceae.